Messenger RNA from Megachile rotundata (alfalfa leafcutting bee), 1435 nucleotides. RefSeq names its product PDZ_signaling and DUF4749 domain-containing protein Zasp66 (gene Zasp66). Gene Ontology annotation, cellular component: adherens junction; filamentous actin; stress fiber. The record is from RefSeq and is a predicted model, not a curated record. Lineage: Eukaryota; Metazoa; Arthropoda; Insecta; Hymenoptera; Megachilidae. Gene Ontology annotation, biological process: muscle structure development; actin cytoskeleton organization. Gene Ontology annotation, molecular function: actin binding; muscle alpha-actinin binding.
UUAUUGGACCCAUCGUUGAUCGUAGGAAAGUCAGGGAGGCCGCAAGUGCCAGAGAAACGAGUGCAGGUCGGACCAGAACAAUACACACGGUAUGCCAAUUCGAAAUGGGGCCAGAAUAGCAGAAGCGGCGGGCCGGUAGUUGGGUAACUAAGCUCGCACAGAAGUAAAGCCUGUCAAAAUCAAGUGGCGGUGCAGCCAGUAGUUCUCGUUUGCCAGUAAGGAGCGUUAGCACGGUAUACGAUAUUGUCUCGAUUCGUCGCCGAUACGUAUUUGUCCCGAUUAAAUUUUUUAAGCGAUCUCGUGGUUCGACAAACCUUCGCUCCUCUGGUAUACUAUUUUUGUCUCGAUCUUUUUGUCGGUUUUGUGCCCGUUCUAAACACGCGAUUGGGUUGUUGUGACAGACGGAGUAGAGCAUGACGAGGAAACAAACGGUGAUCGUGAAGCUUAAGAGAUCCAGCGCCGGCAAACCUUGGGGAAUACGUAUCGCCGGAGGCGCUGAUUUGGGUACGCCGAUCGUCGUCACCCGCUCGGAGAACGAGGCGCUCCAGAGGGGUGACGUGAUCAAGAAAAUCGACGAUUACGACGCGCGAGACGUGAGGCACGUAGACGCCCAGAAUCUUCUUCAAAACUCUGAAUCUAUAAAGCUAGUAGUCGAAAGAGCCAAACCAACAAAAGUACCGUCGGAAUUGCCGAAGAGUCCUAUACCGCCGCCCACGAUCGACGAAUACAGUCGACCCACAACGCCACAGGAACCUUUUAAUUUACCGCACGAACAUCUCGAUGAAAUUCGCGAGGAGAAGGCUUAUUUGUCGCAGCCGUACCGCACAACUCCUCUGGUCUUGCCAGGUGCCAAGAUCAAAAAGGAUGCUCCACUCGGUGAGUGCUACCUUCGCCAUCAUCCGAAUCCGAUGAUUCGGGCGGCUCCUCAUCAUUACGAACCAGCUCAUCCCGAAGUUGCUAUGAAACAAAAGGUGGCGGAAUCGGUACUUCAACGCGUCUUGGGACCGAACGAAGUUCCAAAGGUGGUGCAUAAGCAAUUUAACUCGCCGAUCGGUCUCUACUCCGAACAAAAUAUCGCCGAUACCAUUAAGUGCCAGGCAUCCGCCAUACCCCUGAAGAAACCAGUCAAGUACGACCCGAGUAAAAGCGAGGCAUACAAGGCUCUGCAAGAAGAAGCUCUUGGUGACACGGUGCAGGAAGUGAAGCAACCGGCGCGCACCGGUGUUUUCUCUCCACAGAAAGUCAAUCAAAACAGGGUACACCACGCUCGACCGAAAAGUCCUGCCGGAUCAUACAUAAAUGUUCUCGAGGACGACGGUGAGAAGAUCCACCAAAGUAAUAGCUUCAAGAGGAUCAUGUACAGUGUGCUGGGACAAACAGAUUAUUAAUUUCUAAAUUGACGUUAUAAAUAUAUUUUAUUUAUAAUAUAUAAUUA